UUCGUUAUGACAGUAAAAGUUUUAAUUCUUUUCGUUGCAUAAUUCUUACUUGUGAUUAUUUCGUAUCAAUACAGCCGGUAAUCGUUUACCGGUGUACCUAUUUAAUAUACCCCUCAUAAAGUAACUUUGCAUUUCUUUUAAUACUUUUUUAAAAAUGUUCUCACGACGUUUUGUGAAGGCGUCGGUAGGCGCUGCUCGGCAGAAGCACACUCUGCCAGAACUGCCUUAUGAAUACAGUGCUCUGGAGCCUGUGAUCAGCCGGGAAAUCAUGAGCCUGCACCACAGCAAGCAUCAUGCCACAUACAUUAAUAAUCUCAAUGCUGCUGAAGAGAAACUCGCUCAAGCACAGGCUAAAGGUGACAUCAACACAAUCAUCAGCCUCGCUCCCGGGCUUAGGUUCAAUGGUGGUGGACACAUCAACCACACCAUUUUCUGGCAGAACCUCUCCCCCAAUGGUGGAAAACCAUCUUCUGCACUCACUCAGGCUAUUGAGAAGGACUUUGGCUCCUGGGAUAACAUGAAGAACCAGCUGGCUGCUGCGUCUGUCGGUGUCCAGGGGUCUGGCUGGGGCUGGCUUGGUUACAACCAGCAAAUGAAAAAGCUGCAGAUUGCUACUUGUCAAAAUCAAGAUCCUUUGCAGGCAACCACAGGUCUCGUGCCCCUGUUCGGUAUCGACGUAUGGGAACACGCCUACUACUUGCAGUACAAAAACGUGAGGGCUGACUACGUAAAGGCAAUAUUCGAUGUUGCCAACUGGGGAGAUGUCUCGAAGAGAUACGAAAAUGCUUUGAAGUGAAAAUGUGAAAUCAAAUAGCAGGCCAACAUCUCAAUUUUAUUUGGUUCCGGCUAUACCCAUCUGUCUAGAUGUAAAGCUUUAAAUUAUGUUAUUCACAUGGUGAACACCCGCAA
Messenger RNA from Spodoptera exigua (beet armyworm), 909 nucleotides. The record is from the annotation of a GenBank genome assembly. Lineage: Eukaryota; Metazoa; Arthropoda; Insecta; Lepidoptera; Noctuidae.